UGAAGGGAUCUGCUUCAGGAUAUGGAUCCAAAGGGAGCAUGAGAGGCUGAGACACAGCACAGGUCUGCCCAAGCAUGGACGGAAGGGCAGCAGCUUCAUAAAACUAACAGGUCCCACUGAUGACUCUCUCUGACCACAGCCGGGACCACCUCACGCCAUGGAAGCCAACCACGCCACCCCAUCCCCUGCACUGACAACGGCUGCUGGAGAAAACGUGUGUGAGGUGGAUGUCUUUGAUGCAGCUGUGGAUGGGGCCACGCUGCUCAUCAGCCUGUGCGGGCUGGUGGGUAACGGGGCCGUCCUCUGGUUGCUGGGCUGCCGCAUCCGCAGGAACCCCGUCACCGUCUAUGUGCUCAACCUGGCCGUGGCUGACUUCACCUUCCUGCUCUUCAUGCUCACCUACACCCUGCUCUACUUCCUGAAAGACCUCUCCUGCUUCAUGCUGCCCAUCUCAGUGAGGCACCUUGUAUCACUCCUCCUGCUCUCCCUAUUUGCCCACAACAUGGGCAUGUAUCUGCUGGCGGCCGUCAGCAUCGAGAGGUGUGCAUCUGCCUUCUGCUCUGGCAGGACCCAAUGCCACCGCCCCCAGCACCUCUCAGCCGUGGUGUGUGCCCUGCUAUGGGUGCUCUCCAUCACUGUCAUCACCACCGUGACAUCCCUGUGCCUGUCCCACCAGCAUGAGCAGUGCCGUCUGGCACUCAUUGCCAUGUACGUCCUCAACUUCCUCCUUUUUGCCCCAUCCAUGGUCAUUUCCAACAUCAUCCUGCUCAUCAAGGUGUUGUGCAGCUCCAUGCAUCGCCAGCACAGGAGGCUCUACAUUGUCAUCUUCCUCACAGUCCUCUUCUUCCUCCUCUUUGGGGUCCCCCUCAGCGUCUGGAAUUUCAUGCAGCAUUUCAGCUUUGACCCACCUGGGCAUCACCAGGUGUUUUUCCUGCUCGCCUGCAUCAACAGCAGCAUCAAUCCCUUCAUCUAUGUGCUGGUGGGCAUUGGCAAGAGGCACUGCUCGUUGGCAUCCCUCCAGGUUGCCUUCCAGAGGGUCUUCGAGGAUCUGGGUGAUGAUGGGGUGGGCAGCAACAACUCCAUGAUGCACACGCUGAGUUCAGCCCCUUGAAGCCUUUCCACUGCCCCACAUCAGGAGAAUGCUGGGGGGGGACAGGGGUUUGGGGUUUUCCUGGGGAGAGCAAUCAAUAAAUAUCUGCCUUGUGUCCUGUUA
Messenger RNA from Coturnix japonica (Japanese quail), 1213 nucleotides. Its product is annotated as proto-oncogene Mas-like. Gene Ontology annotation, molecular function: G protein-coupled receptor activity. Gene Ontology annotation, biological process: G protein-coupled receptor signaling pathway. NCBI's taxonomy places the organism in Eukaryota, Metazoa, Chordata, Aves, Galliformes, Phasianidae. The record is from RefSeq and is a predicted model, not a curated record. Gene Ontology annotation, cellular component: plasma membrane.